Siniperca chuatsi (mandarin fish) is the source of this 1914-nucleotide messenger RNA. RefSeq names its product mitotic arrest deficient 2 like 2 (gene mad2l2). NCBI's taxonomy places the organism in Eukaryota, Metazoa, Chordata, Actinopteri, Centrarchiformes, Sinipercidae. Gene Ontology annotation, cellular component: zeta DNA polymerase complex. The record is from RefSeq and is a predicted model, not a curated record. The coding region runs from base 345 to 977 and encodes 210 amino acids. The transcript is spliced from 8 exons.
AAGCAGCUUGUAAACAACAAGUGACGUUAAUGUAAUGCGCGACGAAGCUUUGAAUUAGCUUGAGGAAAAGCCUCGUUUCGGGCCGAUUACAUCCUCAGUUCGUUUUAAAAUCUGCUUUUGCAUUUUAAUAUAAUCUUCCGUAAAUCUUUGUAAAAACUGACAUUUUACUUCUCCCUUCCCACUGGUUGACAUCGUAAAGCCAGGCAUUGACAAAAGAAGGAUAUCUACCAACUGAAAACAGCCUCAAGAUGAUGAUGCACGCUUGACAGACUGCAGCUUUGCUGACGUUAGCUAGCUAGAAAUUUAGCUAUUUGUAUCAUUUGACAGUUUUUGGGAAAGAAAAUAUGACAACUCUAACAAGGCAAGACCUCAAUUUUGGACAAGUGGUUGCUGAUAUCCUGUGUGAGUUCCUGGAGGUCGCUAUUCAUCUCAUCCUGUAUGUCCGUGAAGUUUAUCCCUCUGGAAUAUUUCAGAAGAGAAAGAAAUACAGUGUACCUGUGCAGAUGUCAUGUCACCCAGAGCUGAAUCAAUAUAUCCAAGAUACACUUCAUUGUGUAAAGCCACUCAUCGAGAAGAAUGAUGCAGAGAAGGUGGUAGUCGUCAUCAUGGACAAAGAGCAUCAUCCAGUAGAGAGAUUUGUGUUUGAGAUUUCCCAACCUCCGCUGCUGUCCAUCAGCUCGGACACAUUACUGUCUCAUGUGGAGCAGCUGCUGAGGGCAUUCAUCCUGAAGAUCAGUGUGUGUGAUGCUGUUUUAAAUAAUAACCCACCAGGGUGUUCAUUUACAGUAUUAGUACAUACCAGAGAUGCUGCUACACGCAACAUGGAGAAGGUUCAAGUCAUCAAGGAUUUUCCAUGGAUAGUGGCUGAUGAGCAGGAGGUCCACAUGCACGAGUCUAGACUCAUCCCACUGAAGACCAUGACAUCUGACAUAGUAAAAAUGCAGCUCUAUGUGGAAGAGAGAGCCCAGAAAACGUAGGCCCUCACUCUGCAGAAAGAAACGAGUGUUACUUCUGUCGGAGCCAAUCUGUGAUGAUGCAUUGUAUAGAACACAGCCUAUCAGAGCUGGAACAGUCAGAAAGAAACAGUUGUUGUUGAGCACAUGGGGAUCAUCAAGAAAAAGAUGUGGAAUGUUUGAGGUGUGUACAUUAUGCUGCAGUUAGUGUUAAGAGUGGGACUGAUACACUGGGGCUGACAUUUCAUGAAGAAUCAAAUCUGGCCCAGACUGUUUGCUGUCUGCCUUUGAUUUGAUUGCAUUCUAUACAAAUAUGCAUGAAUAUGGCUGUUAUUUUAUUGCCAUGUCCUCUGUUAAAUUGCUUUCAAUGCAGAUAUCUUUAGUGUAACAUGACUGAAAUGUAGUUGUUGUACCAUGACAAUGGAAUUCCAGGGGAAAUGGAAUAGACCAGUAUAACAAUACCGGAUAUCAACUCAAGAAUCUACCACCAGCAGCUUCUACAAACCACAGGUUUCAGUUUAACCCUUAGCUGUGCUGUAUUUUCACUGUAAAGAUAUUCAAUCUCUGUUUCUCUUUGUAGGGAAAUUGUUUUGCUAACGCUUCCUAGAGGCUGUAUUUUCACCUCCACGGGGAGGUCAGGCUUUAGGUCAUCUUGUGUCGUUUUUUUCACCCACCAUAAUGUCCCACUGAGCCACAGCAGUUCUGUGCAUGGCGUUUACGUAUUAUCGGUCAGGAAUGCAGUGUGAAAGUUUUGGGUUGGUUCCUAUGGAAUAAAAAUGAUCUUGGUGUGAUUUCUCAUGCACAUUUGCAACCAGUGAUAAUGUUUGCUUCCAUUAUUAUGUAACAAACUCAAAGUUUUGCUGUUGUGACAAAGGAACAGUUUAAUUUUUACUGCUGAUAAUGUGAUUUAAAAUGUAAAAAAAUUUUUAUUAAAUUGUAAUAAAAACCUUUUAAAACACCA